Paramuricea clavata is the source of this 393-nucleotide messenger RNA. Lineage: Eukaryota; Metazoa; Cnidaria; Anthozoa; Malacalcyonacea; Plexauridae. The record is from the annotation of a GenBank genome assembly.
AUGGAGACCAAACCAAAGCAACAAGACAAUUUGAACUACGGCAAGCUGAACUACGAGUGUGCCGAGUGUCCGAAAUGUACAGAGGCUAAAACUUUGUUUGAGGGCGAAAAUUCUGCCUUAGCCUAUAAUGACGAAGACGAUUGGUUCGACGACGAAGAUGAAGAUUUUUGUUUUACUUCGGACAAUAAGUGGUUCGAAGACGCUUGGGAGGCUGGGUUGCGGGAAAAGGAGGAGAUGCGCCAUGGUUGGAAGAAGGCUCUCGAAGUACAUUUGAAGGAUGUUGAAGCACGCUAUCAUCGCGCAAUGGAGAAUCUGGCUGUGACGCAGACAGAAUUUGAGACAUUGGAACUAGAACUAUGUACUCAGGAGGAGACUGUUGAGACAAUAAUAUAA